ACAAGACAAUCAAAGAGAUAGCUCUGAUCUGGAACGAUAAGAAAACUACUUAAAUCACCUCCUUAGUCAAUUCCUUUAUCAAUUAUUUACGCUGGUCUCAGGAAAACAUGAAAUACUUGGCGCUAUCUCUUUUAGUUCUUGUUUCAGUGUACAGUGUUUCUGCCAAUCAGAAAUGUACAGGCUCGCCAAGAAGGUAUAAAGGGAAGUCAUGCGCUUCAACUACCAACUACCACGAUUCUCACAAGGGAGCAUGUGGCUGUGGACCCGCAAGUGGAGACAAUCAAUUUGGAUGGAACGCUGGAAGUUUUGUUGCAGCUGCUAGUCAGCUUUAUUUCGACGGCGGUCAUAAAGGAUGGUGUGGAGAGCACUGUGGCCAAUGCAUAAAACUUACAACAACAGGUGGAUAUGUUCCAGGCCAGGGAGGGCCUGUUGCCGAAGGACUCUCUAAAACCUUCAUGAUCACAAAUCUGUGUCCAAACAUAUAUCCAAAUCAAGAUUGGUGCAGUCAAGGGUCACAGUUCGGUGGUCACAACAAAUACGGAUACGAGCUUCAUCUUGAUUUAGAAAAUGGAAGAAACCAAGUACGAGGAAUGGGAUGGAACAACCCCGAAACAACUUGGGAGGUGGUCAAUUGUAAUAAUGAGCACAGACAUGAUGGAAGGACGCCAAGUUAUGGAUUGUGGGGACAAUGUCAAUGUGCUCAUCAAGGCAAACGGGGUCUUAACGAAACAGAUAAUGGAUCUUUAUAAAGGCUUCAUCUGAUUACAAUUUCAAAAUUGAUCAACGAAAUAAAUAAAGAAUAACAUUUAGUUCUCAAUCUA
Molecule: messenger RNA, 821 nt
Organism: Mytilus californianus (California mussel)
Lineage: Eukaryota; Metazoa; Mollusca; Bivalvia; Mytilida; Mytilidae
Product: endoglucanase
Exons: 3
Coding region: 108-749 (213 amino acids)
Source: RefSeq, a predicted model, not a curated record